This is a messenger RNA of Vairimorpha ceranae, 139 nucleotides long. RefSeq lists its product as hypothetical. The record is from RefSeq and is a predicted model, not a curated record. Lineage: Eukaryota; Fungi; Microsporidia; Nosematidae. The annotation marks the transcript as partial. The transcript has a single exon.
UGGCUCAAUACACCAUUUAAGAACACAACUCAGUUCAGCGGAACGAUACAGCAACAGUAUCAUGCCUGACCUCCCCCAGGUCAAAAUUAUGGCAUAUUUGAUUUGUGAAUCUUUUGUUGAUAUUGAUGUCACAUUUUGA